AGUUGUUUAGCAGCUUAUUGCACUGCUAUAUCAUGAGUGAUUUUGAUAUUAGUGGCUCUGAUUCUGAGCCUGUCUCAGACAUCAACCCAGAGGAGAUGGCUAAGUUAAUGGCAGAUUUAGGUGAUAUCGAUGAUGUUUUUAAAAGUUCUGAAAAGCCUCCUGCAAAGAUCAAGCUUACGGCUGAAAAGGAAAUGACCAGAGAUGAAGGCCAACGGGUCACAUUUGAUAAGAAGCAGCCAGAAGAGGAUGAUGAUUGGGAUGCUGAUGAUCUCUUGCAGUCUGAUGAUGAUAUUCCAAAAAUGAAAACACAGAAAUCUAAAUCUCCAGGUAAGCAUAUUAAGUCAGCCAGUCCUGAAAGCAAAAUUACUCGCAGUGAUGGCAAAGAUAGAAGAAACUUAACCAAAACCAAGCUAAUGGCUGACUUAUUUACUGGGAAUUCUGAGGAUAAAAUAGAAAUACCAGCAAAGAGUAGAUCAGAACUGUCUUCUGCAUCUGAUGUAGGACCAGCAAAGAAAGAUAAGAGCAAGCUCAUGGCAGAGCUAUUCGGAAGUAAUGAUGCUGCAAUAGAAGAAAGUUCUCACAUUAGACAGAAUAUAAAAAAAUCAAAAGAUGAGGUCACUUUUGAUGAUGAUGAUGAUUUAUUUAGUGGUUUUGGGGAGUCCAAAAAAAAAAACAAAGGCUGUUUCUGACUCUCCAAAAGGUAAAGGUUUCCUUGACAGCUUAUUGGCAAAAAGUAAUGCCUCAGAUAAUAAACAAACAGAUAAGAAAAAAUCUUCAGAAUUUAUUUUGGAUGAUAAAUACAAAAAUAUGAGUAAAGCAAAGAAAAAAGAACAAGAAAGUUUUGGGGAUUACAUGCCAUCUGCUGGAAAACCUGAUAGUCCUCUGAGAAGGACACCAAAGAAGGCACCUGCCAGUGACCCUUUUGAUAUUUUUGGUGAUAAAGAACCAAGAAGACCCAAAGCAAGAUCAGCUCAGAGAAAGACUUUAGAAUCAGAUGAUGGUAUAAAAGGGAAUAUGCAGAGUAAGAAAGGACCAAGUAGACAGUUGGAGAAGGAAAAAGGGGACAAAAAAUGAAAGUGAUUUAAAUAAAGGAGAUGCAGAUAGUUCAUUUAAGCAGUUACAGUCAGAAAGUCAGAGAAAAGAUGUUGAAGGUGGUGGUAAAAGUGACUGGCUGUUUGAUGGUUUGGAAAGUGAAACGCAUCAAAUGAAGAAGGCAGAAACAGCAUUUAAAUCAGCUGAACUAAAAGAUGAUAGCAUCCAAAGAAUCUCACCCUCAGUCAGCAAAAGUCCGGACUGGCUUGGGAGCCUUUUAUCAACAGACACGAAACACUCAAGUGAAUUUAAACAGGCAUCUUCUGUAAGCAACAUCUCUGCUGGCAUUUCCACUCCAUCAGCUCAAAAGCUAAAAGAAUCCCUACAUUCUAGAAGGGAAGACAAGGGAGAGGCCCACCCAUCUCACACUUCCAGUUCUUUAGCUCCUGUCAUGCAAAC
Messenger RNA from Penaeus indicus, 1491 nucleotides. RefSeq lists its product as uncharacterized. Lineage: Eukaryota; Metazoa; Arthropoda; Malacostraca; Decapoda; Penaeidae. The coding region runs from base 33 to 689 and encodes 218 amino acids. The record is from RefSeq and is a predicted model, not a curated record. The transcript is spliced from 5 exons.